GAGCGCGCGAUUGUAGCAGCGCGGAAUAUCCCAACUCUGGCAGUAGGGGAGUGAGCGAAAAGAAAAAAAAGAAAGAAAGAAAGAAAGGCGGAAGCGCGUAUAGUUCGUCUACUAUUUCUCUCUCUCUAUCUCUCUCUCACUCUCACUCUUUUGUUAUUUUUUAAUCGUGUGCACCUCCGGGUUUUUGACAACACACAAAACACACGCACGCGCACGCAUGCACACCAAGAUUCGGUAAACGGAAGAACGGAACUACCUGCACGCGGAUUCUCUAUCUCUCUUUCUCUCUCUCUCUCUCUCUCUCUCUCUCACUCACAUAUCGAUCCGAUGUUGCGCGACGCUUCACCUUAGUGACCCGACUUAUUUCCAAAUUUUACUUCCUUUAACUUUUUUAUUAUUAUUAUCGGUAAAAAAAAAUCUUGCAUAAAGAAUUGACCUGAAAGAAGAAAAAAAGGAGAGAUUUUCGGGGGAAUUUGGGAAGAGACCAAAAAGAAGUCCAUAAAGGUCAUGGCGGCGACUUUGCCCAGGACUCUUGGCGAGUUGCAGCUCUACCGCAUCCUGCAGCGGGCCAACCUGCUGUGCUACUACGACGCGUUCAUCCAGCAGGGCGGUGACGAUGUGCAGCAGCUGUGCGAGGCGGCUGAGGAUGAGUUCCUGGAGAUCAUGGCACUAGUCGGGAUGGCCAGCAAACCGCUGCACGUGAGACGCCUCCAGAAAGCUCUGCGUGACUGGGUGACCAACCCGGCACUGUUUAACCAGCCACUCGCUUCACUUCCUGUCUGCAGCAUCCCUGUCUACAAACUUCCUGAUGGUCCAGUGCUGCCUGUCAAAGUUCCUAAAACAGAUCCACCGAAAACCGAAGCAGGCAGUGGGAGCUCCUCGGCCACCGCCUCACCUCUGCAGAGCAGCAACGAACCUCGUUUCUGGGCCGAGCGGAGCCUCUCGCCGGCCGAACUCGGCUCGCCCUCGUCCCCGCUGCCGCGAGACACCCUGGAAGCUCUGGACAUCGCUGCUGUCCAGGCCGUCAGCGAGUGUGUAGACAGAAUGGCUCGCGCAUUACCCAAAAGUGACCCUGCGGAGCUCAGAGAGCAGCUCAAAGCUAACAAGAAGCUCGCCAAAAUGAUCGGCCACAUCUUCGACAUGAGCGACGAUGACCCGCGCCGGGAGGAGGAGAUCCGCAAAUACAGCGCCAUCUAUGGACGCUUCGACUCCAAGAGGAAGGACGGCAAACAUCUCACACUCCACGAGCUGACGGUAAACGAGGCAGCGGCUCAGCUCUGUAUGAAGGAAGUGGCGUUACUCACGCGCAGGGACGAGUUAUUCGGACUCGCUCGCCAGGUCUCCAGAGAGGUCACCUACAAGUACACAUACAGGACCAGCAAAUCUCGAUGUGGAGACAGAGACGAGCCGUCACCGAAGAGAAUUAAAACAGAGCAGGAAGGCUUUUUCGACCUGCAGGAGGCGCUACAGGCCAUCCAUAUGCGACAGGAGAGUCUGCGAGAGCAGCUGAAUCAGGCUCGCUCCAAGGGAGAGGAAACACUCACACGAAACAUCCAGGUACAGCUGGAGCGUCUCUUGGCUAAACAGAUGGAGAUUUUGCACGAUGCAGCGGCGCAGGACAGGCUACAGGCUCUGGAGUGGCGCGUUCCUCCCAGCGCCUUCAAACACCACGGCGACUCGCACAAUGCUAACUCUAACGCUAAUGCUAACGGAGUGCAGAGCAGUGCCGAUAAACACGCCGAGCAGCACGGUGAGAGGCCACUGAAUCUGCGAGUGACAGGACAAAGAGGCGGAGCUUCAGAUGGAGACACGCCUCUAGGAAAACAACUGGCCAAUGAGCUGAAGAGACAUCACCAAGCCAGCAUGGAGAGCAAGGCAGCAGCCGCCACAGAGAACGGAAGCGGAGGCGAGGCGAGUCCCCGCGCUCUCAACCUCUCCGAAAAGAAGACCAUCAAAUGUGAACCUGAGGACUCCAGAUAGCAGAGCAGACCUCCGCGCUGAUUUCCAUUUAGUUUUCUUCUUUCUUGUUUUUUUCUGUUUAUUUUGACUGCAUGAUGGUGAACAGUCGUCUGUCAGUGAAUACUAAAGGAGCACAACUACAGUAGAGCCUUAAUAACCAACGUUGCCUCAGAUUUCCUUUAUUUUUUCGUUUUUAAUCUUCUUUUCUUUUUUCUUUUUUUUUGCCAAAGCACCUAGAGUCCUUAUUUUCUUCCCUGAAUAGAUUAGCAUAACUUUGUAUUGUCGAUGACUGUAAACGCAACCCCCCUCCCCUUCUCUCUCUCUCUGUCUCUCUGUCUCUUGCCCUGGCGUGGACCGUAACGUCCGCUGGUUGUACAUACAUUUGUUGAUAUGUGGAAAAUGUUAAGAUGUUAUUUAAAUACAGUGUGUGUGUGUGUGUGUGUGUGUGUGUGUGUGUAUCUAAAUGAAUGCAUGUCGUUUCACAACGUUCCAGACAUCGAAUUAUUCACAAGAUAAGCACAAAGAGAAUUUUAUGGCUGAGGAACAUCUGGAUCAGGUUGAGGAACAGAACCGAUGUAGAAAAUCUCGUGGUCAGAUCUGAAGCUCAUGAGAGGAAGAAAGACCGCGCUUGUUAACCGUACGUUCACACUAGCAAGAGCUCAGAGUCUCGCCUGUGGGCGUGGCCUGACCUGUGUUUAUAUAUCUGUAAGGCUAUUGUUAGUUUUACAAUUGCUAGCUAACUAUUGUUAGCGAGCAACGUUUCAGUCGUGGUUUCAUGCUAGCUAAUUGUACUAGCUAUUUUCAUCAUGAAGCCUCUGAACAUGUGACAGGAAGUGCCGUCUUUCUUCUGCGUCAAACAGAAAAUAAUAAGAAAGAUAUGUUGUUUUAAGGCUCCGUGUCAUGUCACGUGCGAACUCUCACUCGCUACGUUUCCUUUCAUUCACUAAUUUGCUAAUUCUCGUCUGCUAGCUAGUUAUUAUCGACUCUAAGACCUAAUCCUGGUCUUUGACUUGAUCACCGCUCUAAUGAGGAUGAAGUCACUUACCUAAUACUCAAGUCCUAUAGGACUAUUAAACAGUGUCUUAGCUUCCUUUCUACGUUAGCAUUCAUUUGUGAGGUCGUUAGCUUGGUUAUUUGCCGCUCUUUUCCUAGAUUAGCUUUCACUCACAAGGUUAGUUUGAGUAUUCAUCUUCUCUUGCCAGGUUAGCUUUAAAUUCAGGUCUCACUCAGGAGGUUAGCUUCAUUAACUAAGAGCUAAGUUAGCUCUCACUCACAAGGUAGCUAGCUUCUUUAACUACCCUCUCUUGCUAGGUUAGCAUUCAAAUUCAAAUUUGAUUCGAAUUCAAACUGCACUCAGGAUCUUAGCAUCACUGACUACCGCUCUCUUGCUAGGUUAGCUCUCUGACGAUUAGCUUUGGUCAGGUUUGAGGAAUCGUUUGGAUUCUUUGCAUCGAAUUUUAACAGAAAAUUGACCACUCACCGGUCAGUCCGUCUCUCGCCGGUGUGAACGUGAGGAAACUGCGCAGGUUUGACGCCAUCUUAGUAAGUAAACAUGCUUUAUUAUCUUACUCAGGGCGGUUUACAUGACUCGUUUAUUUAUACUUUGGAAAAACUGAAACGACAAAACCAACUAAUAAUAAUAAUAAACACGAGCAGGCAGAUAUCACUUGUUUUAAAAACAGCAGGUUCAGUGUUUAGCGACAGUCGCUGAGAAUUUUUUAACGUGUUCUGGAGCUUGUUAGCGAGAACGCUACAAAGCGAACGUCGGUGUGUGUACGUGUUGUAGUGUAAAGCGUAAAAUACCAAGUGUGUAGUAAAUAGUAGAGCAAUACCAACUAGCUGUUGUUAAUAAAACGCAGUGUGUGUGUGUUUACUGUACAGUGUGUAGUGUAAUAGUGUUAGAAUAGUCUUAGAUUCAGCUGGUGUAACUCAUGUAACUUAUAUGCACUAGUGUUGGACUUUAAAAUGCAUUUUUUUGAUACAACUUUCAUCUUUUCCAUCACUUUUUUAUCAUCCUUUCAGCUCAUGCUGUAGGUUUUCCCUGUAAAAAAAAAAAAAAAAAUCAGGUUUCCCACAGUCGUGUGUGUGUGUGUGUGUGUGUUUGUGUGUGUGUGUGUUUAAUGAAUACCUCUGUGAGAAUAACCGACUGAUCCUCAUGUCCAGGUGGAGAAAUGAUCUGUACUCUUUAUUUUUAUAUGAUUAUGCAAACCUUUCUUCAUUUAAGUGCCAUUUUCUAACCUCCUUUUAUUUGGUUCUUUUUUCGGACGUGACUAAGAGGAUAUGGUUUUGGUUGAGCGAAAGUUUGUGCACCCUUCGGUACUGGGUUUCACACAUUGUUUUUUUCUGUUUGUCAUAUAUCUAUAUAUAAACAUCUCUAAUCUCUGUCCCAGAAACACAGAUUUAAUGAACAGAUUUCAGAGCCUUGGUGUUAAAGUCUUUCCUUAAAUCUUCUUAAAAGGGUUUCUGAAAAUCAUAAAUAGGAGAGAGAGAGAGAGAGAGAGAGAGAGAGAGAGAGAGAGAGUUUAGUGUGAUGCUCUACCUUUUUUCAGCAAUGAUCUUUGUCCUGUGGUGCUUACAGGAAACUCAGCUCAGGUCUGGAGAUUUGAUUAAUGACUUUAUGUUUUUGUUUCUUCCACAUUCUGAAAAAAAGUGUACUGAAUUGUACUGAACUGUACAGAGUACUGAAUUGUCCUAAAAUGUACUGAGUACUGAAUUGUACUGAACUGUACUGAGUACUGAAUUGUACUAAACUGUACUGAGUACUGAAUUGUCCUGAAAUGUACUGAGUACUGAAUUGUAGUAAACUGUACUGAGUACUGAAUUGUACUGAGUACUGAAUUGUAGUAAACUGUACUGAAUUGUACUGAACUAUACUGAGUACUGAAUUGUACUGAAGAGUACUGAACUGUACUGAGUACUGAAUUGUAGUAAACUGUACUGAAUUGUACUGAACUGUACUGAGUACUGAAUUGUACUGAGUACUGAAUUGUACUAAACUGUACUGAGUACUGAAUUGUACAGAGUACUGAAGAGUACUGAAUUGUACUGAACUGUACUGAGUACUGAAUUGUCCUGAAAUGUACUGUGUACUGAAUCGUAAUGAACUGGACAGAAUGCUGAACUGUACUGAAAUGUACUGAGUACUGAAUUGCUACAUUUGUCAGAUUUAUCCACCUUAAAUUUUGUUUUUAAAGGUGCAGAAUAUCCAUGUGAAUGGUUCAGGUACAAAAGGUUCAGGGAACCAGACCAGCAACAAUAACCAGUUCUGUUUAGUACUCUUUUUUUUCCCCAAUAGCGUAGGGAAAAAUCUCAUUAUCUUGUCAACUGAAAGAAUACUAUGAAUAAAAAUAAAAGGAUGAGAAAAUCUUAAAAGAAAAAAGAUCAGAAACAAGUUGACAGAAAAACCAUGAGGGGCACAAACUUUUCAACUCAACUCCAAUCCAGUCAUCUGAGUCAUUGUGAUUGAUCUGGUGGGAUUUUAGAUGUGUGUUGAUCAAUGAUGAAUGGGGAAUCGUUUUCAGUGUUAACACACACACACACACACACUGAGAGGGUUCAGUCAGGGGUGUCAAACAUACAAUAGAGGUUCUAAUCACUAAAUGUUCCUCCAACUGGUUUUAAAGUGACAAAAGAAAGCAAUUAUCUCCAGACAAAAUGCGAAAGAAACAUAAUCGAUCAUUAUCCAGCUAAAUAAAAUGUUGACUCUCUGACUCAGUAUGAUAUCUUAACCAUGUCUGCUACGAUACAAUAAGUUCAAUUCAUUUCAAUUGAUUCAUUUUAUUCAAUUCAGAAUUUCAGUCUCAUUUGUUAAAAUUAAUCGAUUCGAAGUUUCAAAAGCAUCAGAUUUACAAGUGAAAUGGAAAUGCUGAAUCAGAGGAAACGAAUCAACUGGAAUGAAUCGAUUUGAUUCAUUUCAAUUGAUUCGUUUUAUUUGAUUCAGUAAUUCGGUUUCAUUUGUUGAAAUAUAGUCGAAGUUUUAAAAGCAUCAGAGUUACAAGUGAAAUUGACAUUCAUAGAAUUGAUUCGUUUUAAUUGAUUCAUUUCAUUCGAUUCAGUAUUUCAAUUUCAGUAGCUCGUUCCAUCCCUAGUAACCAAACCAGCUAACAGGGGCGAAUACUUAUGCAAUCACAACUUUUUUAUUAAGUUGACUUUUUUUUCCCCCUCCUUACUUGAAUAUUAUGGGAUGUUUUAAUUGAAGUCCUUUUUAUGCAUAUCCUGAGAAAAUGUAAAGGGGGUGGGGGGUAAUAUGCAGAUAUCACACAUGUAGGUGAUGUUCUCUUGGUGCGUGCGCAUAAUUGAUAUAAAAUAAUUACGUAUAAAUAAUUACCUAUAAACGCAUGUUCCUGGGCACAAUCCAGUGGGUUUUAAAAUGUAUUGGCACCCCUGAUCUGGACGUUGGUGUAUUUCUGUCUUUAAUCUCACUGCGGUGGCUUACACUCAUUUCGCCUUAGUUCAUAACGCAACAAUUGAGGUUAUAGUAAUGUAAACAGAAAAUAAGCAGAAAGAAACCAGGGUACUAAACGGUACUCUCGAGGCUGGUGUGUACUUUAGUACUCAUCCUUUUUGAGGAUAUUUUUCUGAGAAGCGUACCUAAUCCUACACCUGAUCGACGUAUCAUCACACACCACCUAGAAAAAGUGUACACGUAACGGUACCCUCACCUCGACAUGGAGAGGUACUGUUAGUACCCUUUAUUUCUGACACCUGAGUACACCUGAUCCAGGUCCUGUUUAUUUUUUUCUUAUUUUUUUUACACCUGCAUUCGAACCCAGCAUUUAAGCCUGGUAGCUUGUUUGAUUAAUUCUUCUGUGUGUGUGUGUGUGUGUGUGUGUGUUUUCCCCCUCUGAUGCACGGAAAGUGAUCAGCCUGGAGAUUGUAUGUAUGAAUGUAUAUUCAGAUGGUGAGAUUUCUCAGAGACGUUUCCAUCGUUGGUGAAAGUGGAAAAAAACAAAACAAAAGAGAAAACACACACACACGUUUUGAUCUGAUUAGUUUAUCAGUAAUGCUGAUAACACAUGCAGCUAAACCAUUCCCUGUAGGUCAGAACAUAGCUAAACUCCUACUUUUGUCCCCUUUUCUGCUUUCUGUCCUUUAAAGACAGCGCUCUGGUCUCGUCUGGUGGAAAAGGGAAGAGUGUGUGUAGUGUGUCGUGUGUCAUGCGUCAUGUGUGUCGUGUGUUCAGGACUGUGGGAUGAAAGGUUUUUGUGUUGUUGUUUUUUAAUCAUUAGAUGCUUUGUUCUUGUGGCUGUGGUAAGUCACUGAGUUGAUGAUUAGGAUAUUAUGCAGUAGUCAUGCAUCACCUCUUGUUUUGUAAACACUAAUAUAUUUAAUUUCUUAUACAGCACACGAACAUUAAACUCUAUUUUUUUGA
Molecule: messenger RNA, 7330 nt
Organism: Hemibagrus wyckioides
Lineage: Eukaryota; Metazoa; Chordata; Actinopteri; Siluriformes; Bagridae
Gene: nab1b
Product: NGFI-A binding protein 1b (EGR1 binding protein 1)
Exons: 8
Coding region: 508-1980 (490 amino acids)
Biological process (GO): negative regulation of DNA-templated transcription
Cellular component (GO): nucleus
Molecular function (GO): transcription factor binding; transcription coregulator activity
Source: RefSeq, a predicted model, not a curated record